Messenger RNA from Poeciliopsis prolifica (blackstripe livebearer), 6836 nucleotides. RefSeq names its product v-akt murine thymoma viral oncogene homolog 1 (gene akt1). The transcript is spliced from 17 exons. The coding region runs from base 3718 to 5139 and encodes 473 amino acids. The record is from RefSeq and is a predicted model, not a curated record. Gene Ontology annotation, biological process: protein phosphorylation. Gene Ontology annotation, molecular function: protein serine/threonine kinase activity; ATP binding. NCBI's taxonomy places the organism in Eukaryota, Metazoa, Chordata, Actinopteri, Cyprinodontiformes, Poeciliidae.
GCACGGCAGACAGCGCGUUUGGGAGGUGUAGUGGAAGAAAGGCAAAGAGAAACGGAGUAAAUGAGAGCACUUCUGUCCACAUUGUUGAAGGACUUACCAACUUAAAACACCGCCGAAGCACCAAAGUAUAAUGAGACGGGCACACUGUUGAGCUGCUGUCCAGAAUGACAAUGGUUUGGGCUGUACUACAGGAUCAUCCAUGCUGUGAUCAACAUUGGGGCCUGUUUGGUGGUCAUUUUUAGUGAGUGGUAGAACAACACUGUCCCCAGGCAUGCUGUACCCUUCAUGCCUUCAAGUGUCAGAAUGUUUGUACUGGUCAUGAGACUACGUCGGACCGUUUGUGUGUACGCAACGGGGGCCUGGCAUGUGACCCGGCGAAGACGCAACAAGCUGGCGUAAUGAAGGAGCCGGUGACUUGCUUGGCUCGCUCAAUGUUCUGUUUUUGAAAAUACCAGUCACCUCCCACCCAAUGCCCCCUCGCAGUUCUGUUGACGUAAAUGGUUACAUGCGGAAUCUGAGGAGUGUUGUUUGAAAUCUUGAUGCUUCAAGCAGACAAAACUGGGAUGCAGACCUGCUUGGGACAUGUGAGGUUUUAUUAACUCUGCUUGUGUUCUCUUUGCCAUUUCAUUUGAGCGUCUUGCUUCUUUGAAAUGGGCUUCAGUUUGUCUGAACUGCUUAAAAGUAAAUGCAUUAACAUGAGUCAUAAAGGACUUUUCUUUCAUGGGUGUAUGGCCACAGUUGCUGCAAUAUUCUUAUUAUCAAUGGUCUAUGUUCAGGGAACCUGAAAGAGGAACUUAGGACGGUAUAGUAGUUUAUACUAAUACCAGUUCCACUGUGGCAUUUGAAAUCAAACAAGUGCUGCCUCAGGGCUAGUUUCACUAACAGGUGAGAUUAUUUGAUCUUCUCGAUUCCUUGCGAGCAUUUGGGAUAAUUGUUCAAACUUCUGUUGCGGCAAAUCUGCUGCUGACUCAUCUUGUUUACCUAGAAAACUGAGGGGAAACGGUUUCUAUUGAUCGGCGAUGACGGAAGUGGUGUGGUGAUGUCGGCCUGAUUUUCUGCUUCUUGCCUGAAAUGCAUGGGACCGUCCUCUCUGGCUUACUGACAGGCUCGGUGUGUGGCAUCUUCUGCAGCAUGACACUGAUUUGCAUUGAAUGCGGUGUCUCUUCCACCCUCCCUCUCUCCCCACUUCCAGCCUCUUUCUACCCUCCUGAAGCUGGAGCCAGAAAGAUGAAUGAUUGAAAACCGCCCCUGACAUGAGUACAUCCAGGCAGGCAGGCAGGCGGUGGCCCAUAGGCCUGUGGACCAUGUGACCUGCUGUCGGGGUACUGGGUUCAUUUAGUGGCUGCUGGCUGCAGCACUGGCAGCAGCCCAGCCUUUUCCAUACAGGCUGCAGUAGCAACAGGUCGCUGCUAUUAAAACAGCAGCGCUCUGUUGUGGCUCCAGAGUCAGUCCUUGUGCAUGUGUUGCUUCUUAAACUGUGAUUCUGUGUGUGAUCAACUUUGUUUAUGCGAUGUAUCACAGUGUGUAUAUAAUGUGUUCAUGACUGUGUCACGGAGUGCAGUCUUGGAUCAGACAGUUUGAACAAACCCCAGUUUUGAGUUUCACUUGGUAUCUGGAUUCCUUAAGUCUGAGCAAAAAUUAACUCUACUUAUGAUGGUUUAAUCUCAAUUCCGCUCACUUGUAGAAGUGAGAACAGCAUCAUAGCAGAAAUGUGUUGAUCACACACUCAGUGACAGAUGUAGUUAGGCCCUAGGCUGUACUGAUAUGACUUGUUGUCUGUCAAUAGACACAUUCACUUCCUGUUGUUUGGCCUCGCCAGCAAACUGAAUGAGGCCAGUGAAACGAAGCUCUUUCUCUCUCUCUCUGCUUUGAUGGUUUUUCUCUGAUGCAGCUGCAGAAAAAUUGAUUUUUGUCAAUGGUCAGGAAUUGCCUGGUGUUCUGUGUGACAUUUGUAUACGCAAGCAUGCCAAUUGAUCAUUGUUUUCCUUCUGCCCUGCAUACAAAGCAGCCUUUAUAUUCUAUAAAGUUGGCUCAAAUGGAUCAAAGUGUCAAGUGUUUUUGUAGUGAUAGCCUGCAGGGUUUUAGUGUGAGCUGUUGAUGGAUGACUGAUAAGUGUUUUGGAUUUUAGCCAGAUUAUCAGAUGACUCUAUGCCUUUUAACCACAUAUACUGUGCCUUGCAAAUGUAACCCCAUGCCUUGAAGAUUGAGAUUUUAAUCAAAAAAAGGAAAAGCUCAGAGUAUUUCAUCUUAUUGAGUGAAACAAAUUGGCAAGCAAGUGUGAAGCUAAAGCAAAAAAGAUGAAUGGUUUUGUAGAUAAACUGAAAAGUGUGGUGUGCCUAUGUACCGUAAUUUCCGAACUAUAAGCCGCGACUUUUGUCACACGCUUUCAACCCUGCGACUUAUGCAAUGAUGCGGCUAAUUUAUGCAUUUUUUUCUAACGGCUGCCAGGGGCGCUCGAGCAGAAAAGGUAAGAGUGAGACAGGUGGAAUAUAUGUCGAGGAAGACACAAGUUUAAUGUAACUUUGCGCUUUGUGCAUGCAUAAAAUUAGCAUGAAAAUCAUCAUGGAAAAUGCAAGAACAAAUGCAUAUGACGCAGCUUUCAAGUUAAAAGCUGGCCGAUAAAGAACAACGAAAGAGAGACUUAGAGAGUGUGUGGCAAAGAAUAUCGGACGCUAUUUCAAUCCGACACUGAGGAGGAAGACUUCCAUAGUUUCAGUGCACCGGAGGAAGAUGAAGACGGCUCUCAGUGACUUUUACUGGUAUGUUUUUUUUCACCAGUCCCGUUAGUGCUGUGCUGCCGUGUUGCUGCUGUGUUACUGCCGUGUCUCAGUGACGUUUACCAGUAUGUUUUUUUUAACCAGCCCUGUUAGUGCUGUGCUACCGUGUUACCGCUGUGUUACUGCCACAACACAGGCACUGUUUGGAAAGAAAAGCUAAGGUACAUUAUUAAAACUUUGAAAGCUCUGUGCACCGUCUUUCUUUCUAAAUAUGUCAUGUUUCAAUGUAGGCACAUGCGGCCUACAGAUAGGUGCGGCUUAUGUAUGUACAAAAUGGUUUUUCCUUUAAAAAUGCACUGGGUGAGGCUUAUAAUCAGGUGCGCUCUAUAGUCCGGAAAUUACAGCUAAAGUAUUAGUAUAGUACGGAACCUACUUGAAUAGUUUAGGUGAAAGCAGUUUUUUCUUUUUUUUCCUUCUGAAGCAUUAUGAACUCCAAAAUCAGUUAAACAUUAAAAAAACUAUUUUGGUAACCAACAAUUAACUGUUCCAAGUAUUAGAAACAAAUUAAUAGUUCAAAUAGAAGUGAACUGUUUUUACGUUUUAUGAGUAUGCUCCUAAAAUCUUCCAAGAUAUUGAAUACAAAUUGCCCAAAUGGGUUUUCUCCGUAGGGUGUCUGGACUCUCCCUUAGAGAUAGAGUCAGAAGCUCGGUCAUUUGGGAGGGACUCAGAGUAGAGCCACUGCUCUAUCACAUCAUGAGGAGACAGUUGAGGUGGCUCGGGGACCUGGUCAGGAUGCUUCCUGGAUCCCUCGCUGAGCAGCUCUGGUCAUGCGUGGAGGGGAAAACUCCUGGUCUAUCAAGAAUGGUUGUGCAGGUUACCACCAGAAGGCGGCCUUAAACCCCAGGACCCCAUCUGCAGCCUCCUGCAUUGGGCUGAGUGAAGAAAACAAAAUUGUGUCUCUCCUGGUGGGAAACCUGGAUCCUCCAUCUUGUCCACCAACAUGACCAAUGUGGUGAUCGUCAAGGAGGGAUGGCUGCAUAAAAGAGGAGAAUACAUCAAGACCUGGAGGCCGAGGUAUUUUCUCCUCAAGAGUGACGGUACAUUUAUCGGUUACAAAGAACGACCACAAGAUGUUGACCAGCUGGAAACCCCCUUAAAUAACUUCUCUGUUGCACAGUGCCAGCUGAUGAAGACGGAACGACCCAAGCCCAACACAUUUAUCAUCCGCUGCCUGCAGUGGACCACUGUCAUCGAGCGUACCUUCCACGUGGAGACCCCCGAGGAAAGGGAAGAAUGGACCAAAGCCAUCCAGGCAGUGGCUGAAGGCCUUCAUAAACAAGAAGAGGAGAGGAUGGACUCCUCUCCAGAGCCCAUGGACAUGGAGGUCUACCUGACCAAACCCAGACACAAAGUGACUAUGCAUGACUUUGAAUACCUCAAACUCCUGGGAAAAGGCACUUUUGGCAAAGUUAUUCUAGUAAAGGAGAAGGCCACAGGACGCUACUAUGCCAUGAAGAUCCUAAAGAAGGAGGUGAUCGUAGCAAAAGAUGAAGUGGCACACACACUCACAGAGAACAGGGUCCUCCAGAAUUCAAAGCAUCCGUUCUUGACUGGACUGAAAUACUCCUUCCAGACUCAUGACCGCCUGUGUUUUGUAAUGGAGUACGCAAAUGGUGGUGAGCUUUUCUUCCAUCUGUCAAGAGACCGGGUAUUUUCAGAAGAACGGGCUCGGUUCUAUGGUGCAGAGAUAGUGUCAGCGUUGGAUUACCUGCAUGCUGAGAGAAACGUGGUUUAUAGAGAUCUCAAGCUGGAAAACCUCAUGCUGGAUAAAGACGGACACAUAAAGAUCACAGAUUUUGGUCUCUGUAAGGAGGGGAUCAAAGACGGAGCCACUAUGAAAACUUUCUGUGGGACGCCAGAGUACCUUGCACCAGAGGUCCUAGAAGACAAUGACUAUGGCCGCGCUGUGGACUGGUGGGGUCUGGGCGUGGUGAUGUAUGAGAUGAUGUGCGGUCGGCUGCCGUUUUACAACCAGGAUCACGAGAGGCUGUUUGAGCUCAUCCUCAUGGAAGACAUCCGUUUUCCUCGGACUCUCGGCCCUGAGGCACGCUCGCUGCUCUCCGGUCUCCUUAAGAAGGACCCAAUGCAAAGGUUAGGUGGAGGGCCUGAUGAUGCCAAGGAAAUCAUGCAGCACAAAUUCUUUGCUGGGAUAAAUUGGCAAGAUGUCUAUGAAAAGAAGCUUGUCCCGCCGUUUAAGCCCCAAGUUACCUCAGAGACGGACACAAGAUAUUUUGACGAAGAGUUCACAGGACAAACCAUCACCAUUACGCCACCCGGACAAGAUGACAGCAUGGAAUCUUUCGACAGCGAGCAACGACCCCACUUCCCACAGUUCUCCUACUCUGCCAGUGGGACAGCCUAAUAUGCAAAUCUCAAACAUUCCUCCGGUCCCACCGUCAUUCCCUCUCUGCACCCGACUGCACUCUCAAAAGGCCCCAGCCUGCUCAGCCUUGUCCUCCCCCAGCAUUGUCUGCACAAGCCCCCCCAUCGGAUGUCUCAGUCUGCGAGCCGUUGUUGUUGUUGUUUUACAGGAUGGAGGAAGUGCGAGACAAAAACAAAGAUAAACGUGCUUGUUCUUGGUGGCCUUUGAAGACUGACCAUGGAGAUAACACUACCCUGCAUUUCCUGGUUGUUAUGCUGUAUACAGAGCAGGCAUCCGUACUCCAUAAUGAACGGGGAAAUGUAGCUAUGCACAAAUUGGGCUACCCCCACAGCUCAAUGGGUUUUUUUUCUUUUUCUUUUUUAAAGGGGUUGUUUAUAUUCAAUGAAACAUCAACCAUUUCAAAUAGGUUCUAGGCAUGCUGUGGACCAAAAACACCAUGUUAAACAGAGAGUGUGUUGUUCGUUGAGUGGGUGAUGUAUUCAUGUUUUUCGAGUCUUUUCUGACUUUUUUGGCCUCAUAAAGUGAAUGUACCGUAUCAAAUAAAGUUAAUCUUCCUUCAUACUGAUGUGCUGUAACACAUGUCUAAUUCUCCUAAGACUGAAAAGUCCUCUUUGCUUUAAGCGACCCUUGAUACAAAACUGAAACCGAUCUGUCAUAUUACCAUUCCACACAAUGAUAUGUCUGAGGAAUCAGCAGUGCAAUCUAGUCUAACAUGACGCGAGUGUGAGUGAUCAUUCAGUUCCUUUUAAAAAUUGCUUGCACAUCACUCAGAUCCACUGUUUCCUGUUCAGGCUGAUAAAAAGCAUCUUCACUCCUGAAGUCAGUGCUUACACUUUCUGGUGCCUUUUCAUGUGGAUGCUCCUUCUGCUCCGAGCUCUUCUUUUCCCCUUUGGGUUCUUCCUCUGAAUACAGUACACUAUUGGGUGUUAUAUUCCACCUGGUGCAUAUGCUGCAGCCUCAGUGAGGUGACUUCAACAUAAUACAAUUCUUUAGGAAAACGUCGCAAGCAAACUAGGCUUCAGGGGAAAACGGUGAUCUUUCAUUUGCUUCUUUAGGGGACUUCCACCCCUCUCACUAGCUUCCGAGUUAUUUAUGAGACCAAUGUGGAUGAAAAGGAGUUUCACUGUGCCAAUGAUAUGCACUUUGUUGCCCAAAAAUGAUUGUAUUAGGACCCCCCUCUACAUAUGGCUGGUAAAGACUAAAUUAGUUUCCUUUUGUAAGAUGAAUUUGUGUGUUGUGGAUACGAUUGAAACCAGACGUGUUGGUUUGAAUCAUUUCUUGUGCUGAGGCUAAAACCGAUGGUCUUCUUUCAGGAGUUUCCAGAAGCUCUUCAGUGUUUUUAGAACGACAGAUAAUCAUUGUCAAAAGUACAUAUUUUCAUUGAAUGUAAUGGUUAUUUUUAUAUUGUUUUCUCUUCAGUCGUUUGCAAACCUUUGUUCACUCUUUGAGUCUGUUUGUUACUUAUUCCUAUGCACACUCCCAUCUUGGCUAUCACCUUCUGAAAAUAGGGGGGGGAAAAAAAUCAUUUUAUAUUUUUUACUUCAACUUUUUUUGUAUCUGCCCCUCCUGUAUUCCUGUGACCGAGGACACCAGCUUUAGUAAACAAAUAAUAUAAACUUUGUACACUGUUUUUACAUGUUUUCUUCUCAACUGAUGAAAUAAAAGGUCUUAUCAAC